Diorhabda carinulata is the source of this 3678-nucleotide messenger RNA. RefSeq lists its product as uncharacterized. Lineage: Eukaryota; Metazoa; Arthropoda; Insecta; Coleoptera; Chrysomelidae. The record is from RefSeq and is a predicted model, not a curated record. Bases 1 to 3678 code for a protein of 1225 amino acids. The transcript has 4 exons.
AUGUCUCUGGAAAAUUUAAAAACACAGAGAAGAUCUGUGAAAUCUUCUAUUGCCAGAAUGAAUAACUGGAUAACUUCCCAAUUUACUGUUACAAAUGAAACUGCAUUUAUGAAUGAAUGUAUAAACAGACGCGACAAGCUUGAAAAGUAUUUCUUACAAUAUGAAAAUAUUCAAGGUCAAAUUGAAAUGCUUAUUGAAAACUCUCAGGAUGAAUUAUCAGAUAACGAAGACAUAGACUUAGUUGAGAAAAAAUACUUCACAACUAAUUCUGAACUAUCUAGAAUGAUUGAUGAAUUGACAUCGAACGAUAAUUCAAACUCUCAGAGUCAAACUAAUAAUAAUUGUAAUAUCGACGUCAAGUUACCUGAUAUUUCCUUGCCUAAAUUUAAGGGUCAGACGUCAGAGUGGCCUUCAUUCAUUCAACUCUUUGAAAAUCUGAUUAUUUCUAACAAUAGCUUAACAAAUAUCAAAAAAUUGCUAUAUUUAAAAGCUUCCCUUUCUAACGAGCCCUUGCAAUUGAUAGACGAUCUAGAACUUUGUGAUGACAAUUUUCAAAUAGCUAUAGAUACUUUAAAACAAAGGUAUGAUGAUCAAAGUGUUCUACUGUAUAACUUAAUUGAUCAAAUAUACCAACAAAAACCUGUGAGCAAAACUUGCCCUACGCUUUUACGUGAAAUAACGGCUAAAAUGUAUAAAAUUAUACAAUCAAUUGAUAAAUAUAAAUUCAUACAUUCGAAUAAUCUCUGUAAAAACUGUCUAGGAGGUCGCCACAUCACAAGGGAUUGUAAAUCUCUAAAAUCUUGUUCAAUAUGUCAAAAAAGACAUCAUACUUAUCUCCAUUCUGACUCUUUCCGUGCAAAUGAUAAUGCACAUAAUAAUAAUAAUGGUUCUAUUUCCCAAAACCGUUAUAACAAUUCACAACCUAUUUACUCCAAUGUACAUACGACAAAUGGUCAACAUCCUCACACCAAAUCGAUAAAUAAUCGAAAUAAUAACUUUAAUCGUCAAAUUGACGAAAAUUCACAUUCUCACCAGGCUACUGAUAAUCGACAAAAUCCUUCUAGACCACAGAAGAAUUAUGAUAAUGCUGAAACCAACGAAAACUCACAAGAUAAUAAUUCUAACGUAUCUGCUAUACAAACACAAUCCUUAUCUGCUCUAUCCACUGAAUGCCACGUGCUUCUAGCUACGGCUAAAAUAAUUAUGUAUGACUCUCACAAUAACCCAUUUAAAACUACUAUUCUGCUAGACAACGGUUCCCAAAACUCAUUUGUUUCACAAGAACUAGUAAAUAAACUACAAUUGAAAACGUUUGAAAAAACACUGCAAAUUUCCGGCAUAUCACAAACAGUAUCAACCACAAAUAAAAUGGUUCAUUUAAAAUUCUUUCCACAUUCCAAUCCGAUCAAACACUUUGAAAUACCUUGUGCAGUAUUGCCAAAAAUUACUUGCAAAUUACCACAAGUAAAAAUUAACGUAAGCCAGCUACGUCUGCCUACUGAUAUUAUUCUAGCCAAUCCAGAAUUUAACAUACCAUCGGAGAUUCACAUUCUAGUUGGGGCCGAUUUAUAUUACAAACUUCUUACACCAGGUAUCAUAGAUCUCGGUAAAAAAUUACCUAGUUUACAAAAUACUAGCUUAGGCUGGAUAAUUGCUGGAACUAUUCCAAACAGUGCUUCUUUUAAUUCCGUGAAUAUUCAAAAUAAUGAUUCCGUGUUUACAAGCUGUAAUCAUAUUUCUAUAUCGAACAAAGACCUAAGUUCAUCUCUUUCUAAAUUUUGGGAACAGGAGGAAAUUCCUUCUAAGAGUAUUCUCUCGUCUGACGACGAACUAGCGGAAACUAUUUUUCAAAAUUCCACACAAAUUCUGGAAAACGGCAGGUUCCAAGUCAAUUUCCCGUUGAAAUCUGAAAAAGAACACCAUAAACUCAGUGAAUCAUUUCUGAUCGCUAAAAGGCGAUUUCUCUCGCUCGAAAAUAGAAUCCAUAAAAAUCCAGAAUUAUUUUCUGAAUAUAGUAAAUUUAUUUCUGAAUAUGUAAACUUGGGACAUGCAAAAUAUGUCACUCUUAACCUCACUAAUUCAAAAAACGAAUUAAAAUAUUUUAUCCCACACUUAUGCGUAAUUCGUGAACAAAGUAUAUCUACAAAACUUCGUGUUGUCUUUGAUUCUAGUUGCCCUACCUCAACAGGUGUUUCUUUAAAUGAUAUAACUUUGAAAGGGUACCAGGUGCAACCAGAUCUAUUCGAUAUUCUUUGCCGUUUCAGGCUAAAUAAGUUUGCGAUAACUUCUGACGUACAAAAAAUGUUUCGUCAAAUUUCUAUAAACACAGAACAUCGUUUUUUACAAAAUAUAUUAUGGCGAGAAAAUCCUCAACAACCCCUGCAGUGCAUUGAGUUAUCAACUCUAACUUAUGGUUGCAAUUUCUCUCCAUUUGUAGCGACAAGAGUAUUGCAAGAGAUUGCAAAUAAUAAUAGUUCCAAUUUCUCUUUAGCGGCAAACGCCCUCAUAUCCGAAACUUACAUAGAUGAUAUAAUUUCAGGUACAAAUUCUGAACAUGAAUUGAUAACAUUAAUUAAAGAAUUAAAAAUUGUAUUAGGAAAUCACGGGUUCAAUUUACAUAAGUGGGCCUCAAAUAACUCAAACGUUCUCGCUGAAAUUUCUGAUUCAAACAAUUCUUCUUUCUUACAAAAUCCUGAAAAAUGCAUUAGUCUUGAUUUAGAAAAUUCUCAAAAUAAAGUUCUAGGCCUAAAUUGGAUCCCAGCUUCUGAUAAUUUGAACAUUUCUGUCCCCACUACCUUUUCAAUAUUCCCCGCAACCAAGAGAAAAAUUCUCUCAACCAUAUCGCGAUGUUUCGAUCCUCUUGGACUUUAUAAUCCCAUAAUAUUGUCUGGAAAACUUUUGGUCAAACAAUUAUGGCAAGCUAAACUUGACUGGGACACAGAGAUAUCAGAUCCAGUCAUACUGGAAAAAUGGCAUACAUUCGUAAACAAUCUUCCUAAGCUAUCUCAAUUAACUAUUCCAAGAUUCAUUUUUUUGGACAAAUCUAUCAAUCUCAUCGAAAUGCAUGGUUUCUCAGACGCGAGUCUGAAAGCUUUUGGCGCAUGCGUGUAUUUACGAACCAUUUAUUCUGACAAUUCUGUUUCCUUUCUUCUUAAAGAGGAUAUGCUACCCCCUCUACAGUGGUCUACAGGAAGAAUCAUCGAAACGAUGCCGGGGCCUGAUGGGAAUGUGAGGGUAGUAAAAGUUAAAACAGCAACUGUGGGAGCCGCAAAGAUAUCGGAACUAAAAAACAUAUAUAGCAGCGAAAAUCUUACGGGAGAUUCCAAAUUGCUCUACAACGUUUUCAAGGAAUUUAAAAACAAACCUUCUACAGACAAUUUAAUAUCCCAGUUCACAGACAGCGAUGAAAUAACGUACGAUAUUCAAGAUAUUCCUGUUAUAACAGAAGACAACAUCCUAUGUGAUGUUCCAUCGACUUCGAAUUGUGAGCCGCUUAUGCAGUUUGCCAAAAAUUCAUCUCCAGAGAUGUUAUUAGAAGAUUGUAACAAAGGCAUUGUGUCUAACGAAAAAAAAAACACGUCAAUUGAGAAAUUCUUUUUCUGGCCCGAAACACCAAAAAGAAAAGGUAAAAAGCAAACUGUGCUUUGUGCUUACUUCUUCCGAUCGUCAAAAUGCUGA